CCCGCAGCCGGCUUGUCCCCGUCGCGGCCCGGGUGCUCGCCCCGACCCGCCUGAGCGGUGCAGAGCUCGCCAUGGCGGCCACGGACCUGGAGCGCUUCCCGAAUGCAGAGCCAGAGCCCCGGAGCCUCUCCCUGGGCGGCCACGUGGGCUUCGACAGCCUCCCUGACCAGCUGGUCAGCAAGUCGGUCACUCAGGGCUUCAGCUUCAACAUUCUCUGUGUGGGGGAGACUGGCAUUGGCAAGUCCACGCUGAUGAACACGCUCUUCAACACGACCUUCGAGACUGAGGAAGCCAAUCACCAUGAGGAGUGUGUGCACUUGCGGCCCCAGACCUACGACCUCCAAGAGAGCAACGUGCAGCUCAAGCUGACCAUCGUGGAUGCUGUGGGCUUCGGGGAUCAGAUCAAUAAAGAUGAGAGUUACAGGCCCAUAGUCGACUACAUCGAUGCGCAGUUUGAAAACUAUCUGCAGGAGGAGCUGAAGAUCCGCCGCUCGCUCUUUGACUACCACGACACGAGGAUCCACGUAUGCCUCUACUUCAUCACGCCCACAGGGCACUCCCUCAAGUCCCUCGAUCUGGUGACCAUGAAGAAACUAGACAGCAAGGUGAACAUCAUUCCCAUCAUCGCCAAGGCUGAUACCAUCUCCAAGAGUGAGCUCCACAAGUUCAAGAUCAAGAUCAUGGGCGAGCUGGUCAGCAAUGGAGUCCAGAUCUACCAGUUUCCCACUGAUGACGAGGCUGUUGCUGAGAUUAAUGCAGUCAUGAAUGCACACCUGCCCUUUGCCGUGGUGGGCAGCACUGAGGAGGUGAAGGUGGGCAACAAGCUGGUCCGAGCACGGCAGUACCCUUGGGGAGUGGUGCAGGUGGAGAACGAGAAUCACUGCGACUUCGUGAAGCUGCGGGAGAUGCUGAUCCGGGUGAACAUGGAGGACCUCCGCGAGCAGACCCACAGUCGGCACUACGAGCUCUACCGGCGCUGCAAGUUGGAGGAGAUGGGCUUCCAGGACAGCGACGGUGACAGCCAGCCCUUCAGCCUGCAGGAGACAUACGAGGCCAAGAGGAAGGAGUUCCUGAGUGAGCUGCAGAGGAAGGAGGAAGAAAUGAGGCAGAUGUUUGUCAACAAAGUGAAGGAGACAGAGCUGGAGUUGAAGGAGAAGGAAAGGGAGCUCCACGAGAAGUUUGAGCACCUUAAGCGGGUCCACCAGGAGGAGAAGCGCAAGGUGGAGGAAAAGCGCCGGGAACUGGAGGAGGAGACCAACGCCUUCAACCGCAGGAAGGAUGCGGUGGAGGCCCUGCAGUCUCAGGCCUUGCAUGCCACCUCGCAGCAGCCUCUGAGGAAGGACAAGGACAAGAAGAAUUAAUGCACGCACAGACUUACAUGUCAAGAGCGGACUUUAGACUUUCAUGUGUUAAGUUGCUUGAGUUACACCUUGUGACCCUUCUCCCAUAACAUGGUGUGAGGACGGACUGGGAGCCGGUACAGACUCCAGUGUUUACAGCCAUGCUUUGUCCCCCUCCCCAACCCCAGGCUGCCGGGGCCUGGGGGGGCUUCCCUCUCUAUGCAAACACGUCAAAGCCAUGAAUGCUGGAAUCCAAAACUGACGAGGUUUAUUUUUUUCAGAGCCAGUGGCUGGUCUUCCAUUUACAGUGUCACUAUUCCUUGACGGAGCAGUCAUGUGUCGCUCUAGCGAAGGCCCCAGGCUCGAUGCUCGGUGACUCACGCGGUGCCCUAGAUGUGGCCUCGUGGUCUGGUAUACAUGCUGCAAAGUUUGCCCGAUUCCCCUUCAUUUUAAUUUUUCUAACCUAGAGCUUAAUUUCAAUAAUAACUUUUAAAACACUUCUAAAUUUUUAUUUUGGCACAAGCGUAAAGAGAAAUAAUAUCCUCUCCCAUUAUUUUCAUAAGUAACACAGAUUUCCCGAUUUUUAAAAACUAAAAAUAUCUCUAAACCUUUCUUAUGUAUAAAGUAUCCCUAUAAUACAUAGGGAGAGGUGGGUAAUAAACAUCCUGUAAUGAGAGUGUUUGGAAUUUCUUUACGGAUGAAAGUGGAACAUGAACAAGGCCACGACCAAUGUUUUCACUGUGAAUGUAAAUGGAACAGCAGCCCAAUGCCAUUGUCUGUGUGCCCCAGAGGUGCUACCUGUAAACAGGGACCAACUUCACGUGUGUGUUAAGUGUUUCACUCCAACUGACACCCCCAAGCCAAUCCUGCAUAUUCCAAGUACAAAGAGUGCUCAGCCAGGAAAAGGUUUUUAUCUCGAUCAAGGUCAUUGUUUCCUUUUUCCUGGCAGAGUCACAGGGCAAAGAGAUGAAGGUGUCUGAUGUCUGUGAACAAUUUAAGAAAAAACGAUCAGCAAAGGAGCUUUUCCUCUUCAGCUGCAUUCUGAAGGGGAAUAUUUUAAGAAAGUACUAGCGGUAUUGAUUCUUUGAUAUUCCCCUUGGUUUGCAAGCCAUUAAGAGUAUCAAGGUUGAAAAUAUCGCCUGAAAAAAUGGGAGAUGAAAAACAAAUAGAUGAAAGGAAGGAUUUCAUUUAAUGUUGAUGAAGCACUGUGCAGGGCACAAGCCACCAGAGUAAUGCGCAGCCCUGCCCUCAGGGAGCUCACAGUCUUGUGCACUCCCUGUUGGAAGCCUUAGCAAGCUGUCCUGAUAUAUUGCUGGAUCGGUGGUUUGUUUUUUGUGUCCUUCAUCUUCCCUCCCAUCACCGUUUCCCUCUUUCUGCCUUGGCCUGUCUUAUUGAUUUCCAGGACCAAGUUCUGGCUUCCUCUUGCCCUUCUGAGAUGAUGUUCCAUUCAGAGUGGGGUGGAGAGGUGAGCUGUAUGUGUCCACUGAGGCACAGGCAGAAAAAGGCAGCCUUUUUCUCCUCACCAGGAGCAGAGCAUGUUUUACUGAUGCUCCAAGUGUUAUGCUAAGACCAAAGGUGGAUACAGAUUUUGAGAGGCAAGAAGCUUGAACUGUUUGAGAAGCCUUCUUCAAGAAAAAGAAUAUGAAUAUAAAAUUAGGUAUAGGGCCUUGGAAGGGGCUCUGAGGAUUAAGCUUUGUUAGCUUCACAGCAAAUCCACCUCUGGUUAGGCCGAUAACCGAUGCUCCAGUGUGGGCAUCCAGAAGGGUAACUCGGCAUGUCUGAGGCAGAUUGGACUACAAGUGGCUUGUCUGUAGGGAAGUUAUGUCUGAAAGUAUAUUCAGUUGGGUGAAAGUAUGACCUUUAAGAUAGCUUGUCAGCUAAUGUAUUUCUGAAGAUGAGGCUCAGUGACCCGGUGGGUUCAUUGGUUAUAUAAAAAAUGAGGACUCCUGGUUCAUGGGCCAAUCUGGGGAUUCUGGAGUGGGCAGAUUCUGCCACUUGUCUAUGGCAGCCUAGAGGCUGCACCCCAGGCAUCCUGGAAGGCCAGAAUUGUGGCUGGUUACCUGCCUUCAGGCCUGUGGCUUCCCAGCAUCUCUGGGGAGACCUGUCGUUGCAUUUUUUGGGGUCUGAGCUACCUUCACAGGUCCCAUCAGCUUUAGUGAGCUGCACUGCACUUCUUUCCCCAUGCUAUUUGCGUUUGGAAUUUUGUUAUCUUUAGCUGAGACCGAAUUAAUCCUUGGUGCACAAGGUGAGCUUAAAACCUGCCAUUCUUUAACAAGCCACCCCUCAUGGAAUGUGACCCCUGUCUGCAGGAUCUGAUUUGCCCCUCCUUUGCUUUCUCAGCAUCAUCUGUUGGCAAUGUUAGGGCUGUCAGUGGGAUCAUGCUGGCAUUUACUAUCAUGUCUUUCAUGAAUCAAGUUGGUUUUGGGUAGAAUCACCAUAUAAUUUAUUGUCCAAACUGAGACUUUUGAAAGGAGAUGCUGUUAAUAAUUAUGCCAGAUUAACAGGCAUAACCCAGAACUGUCUCAGGCAAACCAGGUUGUAUGGUCACCCUAGUUAUGGGUAACCUGAGUCUAUGUGGUUUGUAAUUGUGCAGACUGACUGCCUAUACGUUUGUGUGUGUCUAUGUGUGGGUUCCCUGUUAAGUGGGGCUCAUAUUACUGGAUCAGAGGCCCGACAGAAGUGUGGCUUGCUAGUCUGUUACGUUAACAUGCUUUUCUAAAACUGCUUCACUUGUUAAUUCAUUUACUCCUUCAUUCAUUGACUGUUUUUGUUCCUUUCCAUUCACUUUGUACUCAUUUUUUUUUUCAUUAAAUUUUGCAUUUAUUUUGA
Molecule: messenger RNA, 4169 nt
Organism: Diceros bicornis minor
Lineage: Eukaryota; Metazoa; Chordata; Mammalia; Perissodactyla; Rhinocerotidae
Gene: SEPTIN8
Product: septin 8
Exons: 10
Coding region: 72-1361 (429 amino acids)
Biological process (GO): cytoskeleton-dependent cytokinesis
Cellular component (GO): microtubule cytoskeleton; septin ring; cell division site
Molecular function (GO): molecular adaptor activity; GTP binding; GTPase activity
Source: RefSeq, a predicted model, not a curated record